Platichthys flesus (European flounder) is the source of this 5761-nucleotide messenger RNA. RefSeq names its product BRO1 domain and CAAX motif containing (gene brox). Bases 80 to 1312 code for a protein of 410 amino acids. The record is from RefSeq and is a predicted model, not a curated record. NCBI's taxonomy places the organism in Eukaryota, Metazoa, Chordata, Actinopteri, Pleuronectiformes, Pleuronectidae. The transcript is spliced from 13 exons.
UGUUUAUUUCCGGAAGUAAGUUAUCAGUGUCACACUUUCCAUCAGGACUAUCAAACAUCUCCAACGACGCAACAACAGGAUGGCACAUUGGUUUCACAGGAACCCACUGAAGGCAACAGCGCCUGUGUCCUUUAAUUUUUAUGGUGUGGCAGGGAGCCCCUCUGCCAAUAAGAUAUGCAAUGACCUAAGGACAACCAGGGCGAGACUGCUGGAGAUGUUCACUGAUGUCACCUGCAACCCAGAGAUCAUGAAAAAUGCCACAGAUGCAUAUUUCUCCCUCUUACAAGGCUUCAUCUCAUCCUUGGAUGGAACUACACAGGAGAACAAGAUGAGGUUCAUUCAGAACUUCAAGUGGACUGACACCUUACAAGGAAACACACCAAGUGCCCAGCAGGAUGCAGUGUUUGAAAUGGUCUCCAUGGCCUUCAAUGUAGCCGUCUGGUACACCAAGUUUGCCUCACGACUAGCAGGCAAAGAAAACAUAACAGAGCCUGAGGCAAAAGAGGUUCACCGGAGCCUGAAGGUUUCUGCUGGAAUGUUCAAAAACCUCAAGGAUGUUCACAUCCCUCGCCUCAUCACCCCGGCUGAAAAGGGCAGAGACCUGGAGCCCCGAGUGAUGGAUGCAUACAUCAUCCAGUGCCAAGCAGAAGCACAAGAAGUGACAAUUGCCAGGGCGAUUGAACUGAAGCACAACGCCACUCUCAUCGCAGCGCUGGCAUUUGAAACAGCAAACUUCUAUCAAAAAGCUGACCACACACUGAACACAUUGGAGCCAGAGUGCAGCAGCAAGUGGAGGAAGUAUUUUCAGCUGAAGUGGCACUUUUACAUGGCUUAUGCAUACUGUUAUCAUGGGCAGACACUGCUGGCAAGUGACAAGUGUGGUGAGGCCAUAAGAUCUCUCCAGGAAGCAGAAAAGUGUUACUCCCGUGCUGAGGCGCUGUGUAAAGAGUAUCGUCAGACCAAAGGCCCGGGCACCACAGCUAAACCAUCAGAGCAACUGUUCUUCCUCAAACUGGGCGGCCUCAUUAAAAUCACACUGGAGAAGUGCCAGAGAGAAAAUGGAUUUAUAUACUUCCAUAAGGUCCCAGCUGAGGCCCCCCUGCUGGAGCUGAAGGCGAGUUACGGCCUGGCUGAGCCGGUCACAUUUGAGCUGCCGCCUCUCAGCGAGCUGUGCACUCCUGAGGUUUACGCCACCUUCGAUCUGACUAAAGGAGCCAAAAAUGGAAAGGCAAAACCCAAGGAGGAGGAGGUGAAACCAGUGAAGGAGCCAGAUUUGAAGCCUCAGACGGACACAGGCUGUGUCAUCUCCUAAACCCCCCAAACACUUCAUGUACAGCAUCAUGCUUCACCUCCAUCGACCGUACUGAUGGCAUCUAUAUUUCCUUCCAAGUAUACAUCCAUAGGAAAUGUUUUUUUUAAUUAAUCCAUGACGUUUUACAUAUAUGCUAAAACAUGUGUAUUGUAUUUGGGUAUGACUGCCGUUGUUGUUGCAUUUAAACCAGAGGGAGUUAAACAUCAUAGCUCACAUGUUUGGAGUUUAAUUAGGGCCCGAGCACCGACAAUGCUUUCGCUUGAUUGUUCAGGAAAAUUAGUCGUAUUUUUGACGGCUUAAACAUACUCAAAAACUCUCGAAACUUUGAUGGCGUAUAAGGCAUGAUGAAAAUGUAUGUAUUCUGGAGUAAUCUAAAUGGGCUUGCCCAAAUGGCUCAACGGUGCCCCCUCAAACACAACAGGAGGUCGGCCAUCUUUGAUUUUGUGGUCAUUUGGGCUGUUUUACAUGCGUAUUUUUAACAAACUCCUAGAGCUUUCAUCAGAUCCUUCUCAAACCAAACCUCAAACCUCUUUCACACAAUCGCAGUCCCGCUCUUAACAGAUCCAUAUUUCAAUAUUGACUCAUCGUCAGUGCGCCUACUGCUAGGGACAGGAAGUGACAAGUUUUAUACUUUGACGCUUUGAGUAUGUUCAUGCCGUCAAAUCAGCCGUCAGCCUUGCUUUGACCUCAUUGGAUCUCACCUGAGGUUUUCUCCAGUCAGUCUGUAACCUCAGCAGAGUCUUCUUUGUUUCGCAGAGCUGGAUAUUGAGGUCAGCACUGAAACUCUUCUCCUGUACCAGCAAUUCAAAGAGCUCCAGAUAUUGAUAUGCCACCUUUUUCUUCUUUUUUUACUUUCGCCCCCUUCCCCACUGGGCUCCCGAUAGUCAUCGUACAUGAUGAACAUUUCUUUCAUCCUCUGCAGUUCUUCUCUGCUCUUCUCAUCAUUCUCCUUUUCCCUCAGUUCUGCAAGGUUCAGGGGGAAAUUGAUCAGCUGUAGGUCACUCAUCUUCUGUGCCAUUAUGGUCUUCUCCUCAUUUAACGUCACUGCUGAGUUUAGUUGUUCAGAUGAUUACACAGAAUAUCUUAACCCUUUGAUACACAAGCUAUGCAAACCCCUUCUAAUGCACAACAUGGGUCAAAGAUGACCCGUAUUCAUUUCCUGUGUUAAUUCAUGCAUGGCUGGGUGUUUCUUUGCUAUAUUCAUUCAUAAGUUCUAUAUAGAAGAAAGCUUCUUCAUUUAGGAGAAGUCAUCAAAGCAGCCUACUUCAUUUAGGAGAGCUGGAGUCCAAGACGCACCCACAAUUCCAACUCCAUCUUUAUGACCAUUAUACCGUGAGUCUAAAAUGAUAGCGACUAGCCAACAAUCUGGAUAAAGAGAAUCAAAAGCAUAUUUUCAGAUGCAUAUGAAUCAGUCUAUUAAGUAUAUACUGUUAUAUUUCGUGCUUUAUUUUGUGGAUCUAGCUAUGGUUUGGCAGUGAGAAAAGAAGCUAGCUACCUAACUGCUAGUUAGUAUUAUACAUAUUUCUCUUUCUCACUAUUAAUGAUUAGUGAGAAAGAAAAUAAGACUUACACGCAUCAGUUCGGCAAAAGCAGCUGCCUGAAAUUAAUAGUAGGUGUUCCGUAAUGAAAACAUACUGUAUGGGUCAUUUUUGACCGAUGUGUUAUAGUGAUGUACAAAUACAAAAUGUACUUUUGUUCAUAAAGUAAGAAAAAGGAUAAAUGAAAAAUAAUGAUUUGUAAUCAAAAACAAGAUAUUUAAUGAAUAUUUAGAAUAUUUAUAGAUAAAAUACUUUCAUUUUAAACAUAUAGCAAAGAAACACUCAUGCAUGAAAUGACCCAAGAAGUGAAUACGGGUCCUUUUUGACCCAUGUUGUACAUUAGAAGGGUAUUUAUACAAUCAAUAUUUUUAUUGAAAAAGUAACAAAGGAAAUAUUUAAAUUAGGAUUCAAAUAAAUAUUUGUGGAUAUCUUUAUCAUCACAAAUCUUUAAUACAUUUUUCUCCAAUCCAAGUUAAUUGUGGAAUACCUGAAAGACAGAAUGAUGAAAUUCAUUCACUGCUUGGAUAUAGAUCAAAACAGAGCUGGGUCACUUUGUUGUAUAUCAAAGGGUUAAGCUGAAAGAAUAACACUUGUUUGUGACUUACAAUAGUAACUCCACCCAGGCUUUAUAAAAAUCGAACACUUCAAAGGAUUCAUCAGGGCAAAUAAUUCUUUGUCAUAUUGCUUUAAUGUUACAGUGUCAGUUGUCAUAGAUUCCUAAGAUGUCUUAGACUGUUGUUAAAGGAAACAUUGUAUCAAUCUGAAGAGAAACUUGUGUUUUUGCCCUGAACGGAUUUAUUAGUCUGACAGUGAUAUCACCACUUAUUUACCAAAAGGGAGGUAAGCCUCAUUUUACAUUAAUUCGAUUUAAAUAACAUUCUCAACAAAUGGACAGGUCUUCUAGGCCUUGGUUAGGAUAACUUUUGAAAGAUUUCUUUAAAUUAGGAUAUUUAUACUGAUAAAAAAGCCUUAUGGGCAAUGCAGUUAUAUGAAUGGUGCCUUUGCCUGCAUUAACCUGUUCACUGUUUCCUCUUAUAAGUGUCUGGGUGUUAAACUCUUAACCGCUUUAUUGCUCUGGCCUGUUGAUAGACAAUUUAAAAAAGGCACAUCGGUCUAUUAAACUUAAUAAAUGGUUACAUAUUGAGUAUAGAUCCAAAGCUUUUAAAAUGAAAUAUUUAACACUACAUAGACUAUGAUGAAAGAAUCUGCAAGAGUAAAUGUAGGAUUUGCAUUCACACAACCACCCUGUAAACGAAAGUACUUUUCAGAUGGCUAGAAUACUCUAUUCAGAACCUACACAGAGACAAAAUUAACAACUGCAUAUGCUAUUGCUUUGUUAAGCUGUAGCAGUUUACAAUCACAACUUUUAAUAUAGAUCACAUGACGUCUGUACUGUAGUUAUUCUUUGUACAUUAGAUUACAAAGGCAAUUUUUUACUUUGACUGUGGAUUUAAAGAAGCUUCAUUACCAGAUAUAUUUGAAUCAUUAGUAAUGGUGUCCUGUCAGGGAAAUUAUCCCCUUUAGGUAUUUAAUUUAUUUCUAUUGUUAUGUAAUGAUAGUUUAGUUGACAACAUAACACACUUAGCGACAGUAUACAGUUGUGUGUAAUUUGAAUCAUGUUUUUUGUGAUUGAUUUUGGUUGAAUGAUAUUCAUUGUUUCAGUGGAUACAUCAGAAUAGUCACUGACGUAGACAACGCUAACUCCUGUAUACCUGAACAGAGUCUGUGCAUCCAAUGUUAUUACUGUAUUUCAUUUUAGGGCAAAGGUCAAACCAUUGUAAGGGCUUGGCGCCACAUAUGCGAAUCCGAAUAGAGUAUUGCGGGUCAGAGUUCCCCAGAGUUGAGUUUCACACAGUCACUCUGGGAUUUGCCCCACAGGAAGUGAAUGCAUUCGCCUCCUCACUUGCACAGAUUGAGGCGAAGGUUUGCCACCUAUAGAUUCACAUAUGUGUGACCGGGCCCUACUGGUAAACACACCGGAGCUUGAGGAUCAACUGGACAUUAGUGUCUAAGAUUAUUUUCUGUGCUAGUUCAGGGGCAGUACAGGAGCUGCUUCUGAUGUCAAAAACUCUUCCAAUUAAUACGGUCACAUCUGAUGAUACAAGAUUAUCAACUGCUAAAAACUUGUAUAAAUUAUAAAAUACCGCCCAAACAUACUCCUCCAUGUCCCUACUUGUAUAUUAACUUACAUGAGCUAGACUGCUGCUGAAAAAGCAGACGAGAUUCUCACUAAAUUUCCUCAUUGCACAUUGUCAUAAGCUGUGCAGGGAUGUCUAUCGUUUGAGACGCGUUUCCCCUUGUGGUCUGGUUUGGUUUGAAUAUAAAUGUUGGUUUGAUAAACUUGGAUCAGUGGGUUUAACUGGGAAGCAUACAUCUGAGCAGAGCUGUUUAUUAACAAAGAGUGUGUGGAAUCAUCAUUGCAGUGUAAUACUCCUGUAGCCCUCUAAUGGUGUCUUUCACGUAAAAUAUAUUCCAGAUGGUGUCAAUUCAUUCAUUGAACCACAUUCGUCUGUGUCUGCUGUUUGUAUACGACAACACUUUAUUGAGUUGUCAGUUCAAGAUACACUUGAGCAUUAUCCUGUCUGUUGUUGUGCAGAAUGAGCUUGUAAAUGAGAAUGAACAAUGGUCAGAAUUAUCAGGGACAAGAACAGCUGAGAUUGUAGAAACACACUUGAGAAGCUUAGUCACUCCUGAAAUAAACAGCCCCAGUGAUGACAUCAUCAAAUGAGGAUCUUGCACAUGUGUAUCAAGGAGCUUAUGUUGUUCGAUAACAUCCAGAACCAUCUCUACAUCUUGGGGCCCUCAGCAAAAUACAGGAUAAGUUUAAGGCACUGUCUAAAUCUUUGUAAUUAAAUCAAACAUAAGAUCAAUUUCUUUAAACAAUAAACAUAAAAUACAUUUUUGUCCUGUA